Messenger RNA from Aspergillus melleus, 573 nucleotides. Its product is annotated as CFEM domain-containing protein. NCBI's taxonomy places the organism in Eukaryota, Fungi, Ascomycota, Eurotiomycetes, Eurotiales, Aspergillaceae. The transcript is spliced from 3 exons. The record is from RefSeq and is a predicted model, not a curated record. The coding region runs from base 1 to 573 and encodes 190 amino acids.
AUGAAGCUUCACUUCGUGUCUCUGGCUCUUGCCGCUUGCCUGAGUACCGCGGCUGCUCAGGGCUUGGAUAGCCUCCCUAGUUGCGCCAAAGAUUGCGCUACUGACGCCAUCCCUGACCACUGCGGAACGAUUGAUGUCGGCUGUAUCUGCUCCGACAAGUCUUUUAUCACGAGCAUCUCUUGCUGCGUGUCCAAGAAGUGCUCUGAGGAUGAUCAGAAAACUGUCAUCCAGUUUGCAAACCAGAUCUGCAGUGGCGCCGGUGUGAAGGAUCUCCCCAAGAGUGCUAGCUGUGCAAGUGGAGCUUCCUCUGCCACUGAAUCUUCCUCGGAGACCUCGACCGGUUCCCCUUCAUCCACCGCAACUGGUAAGAGCAGCGACGCCUCGACCACCGGCGCCUCGAAGGCCUCCAGCACCUCUGAUGCAGCAUCUUCCGAGACUGAGAGCAGCACCGGAACCUCAACUUCAACCGCUCAGUCUGCUGCUACCAGCACAGGUGCUGCUGCCGUCGUUCAAGGCAAAGACACCGGUCUGCUCGCUGCGGCCGGUGCUGCUCUCUUUGCCUUUCUGGCAUAG